GAAGGAUGAUACAUGAUAGGGUGGGUGUAUAGGGGAGACAAAAGAAUCAUAUUUGGAUAAAGCCGAAUCUUACUAUUUCUUUCCAAAGAGGAAUAAAUAUUAACAAUAUUAAACAAUUGGAUAAAAGUGGAAAAGAUCCUUUAAUCUUAUCCGCCACCUUAGCACUUUCCGUAUAAAUCAUCUCUAAGGUUUUUCAAACCUUCCAUUCCAUUUAUAGCUCUCACAAAAAAUAGAAAAAAGGGUAUGUAUGAAUGUAUGUGCUCGUAGCAGUCAUAAAGUGCUAAGUCAAAUAUAAAUUGUUUGCGUGUGGUGGUUCAUCAAAUACACAAAAGGGUAUCUAAAGAACACAACAUUGGAGAUUAUGGAGCUAGAACCAAAGAAAGGACCGGUUCAUGAUCAAUACGAUGAUCUUGUUGGUUCUUUUUCUUCUUCUUCUUCUUCAACAUCAUCUUCUGUUUCUGGAAUUUCAAGUGGGUCAUCAUUGGAAUCUGAUUCUUUUGAAGAAGUAACAUCCUCUGCCUCCUCUUCUUCAUCAUCAGCAGCUGAUGAUCAACUUGUAGUUGUAGCUGAUCCAUUGGGUGACAUGACUUCUCUCUUUCAACAACUUCCCAUCAAGAGGGGGCUAUCAAAAUUCUACCAGGGAAAGUCACAAUCUUUCACUUCACUGACAAAUGUGAGGAGCUUGGAGGACCUUGCAAAGCCAGAGAACCCUUACAACAAGAGGUUGAAGUCUUGCAAGAGCUAUGCAGGAGGGUUGGCAGAGAGCCAUUCAACAAGGGCUGUUUCUAAGAGGGGAAUGGUGCAUUCAACAAGUUCAAGAGGUUCAUGUUCUUCUUUUAGAAGGGGCAGUGCUACUACUAAUUUCAUGGGUAGUAGGCCACCAAUUCCUCCUCAUAGAUCUACCAGCACCAACACCAUCCCUAAUCAAACUGUGUUGUUUGCUUGAAAGGGAUUGUGUCAUGUUUCUUUUUUGUUGAACUAAGUUUUUGUUUUUUACUUUUUUGGGGGUAUCAUGUGAUGAUGUAGAUUAAGUAGUUUCAUUCGAGGAACACUCUGAGUGUUGGAGAUUGGGGGGAAAAGAGUAUUUGGGUUACACCUAAUCUGAUUUUUUCUUUCUUUUUUAAAUGGAAGUGCAAUUCACAUGUGCAAUUUUGAUCCAAUAUUUUAAUGCAAAUUGAUUUUAUUUUUCUGACAA
This is a messenger RNA of Glycine soja, 1195 nucleotides long. RefSeq lists its product as uncharacterized. The record is from RefSeq and is a predicted model, not a curated record. Lineage: Eukaryota; Viridiplantae; Streptophyta; Magnoliopsida; Fabales; Fabaceae. The coding region runs from base 362 to 946 and encodes 194 amino acids. The transcript is spliced from 2 exons.